Molecule: messenger RNA, 1000 nt
Organism: Malania oleifera
Lineage: Eukaryota; Viridiplantae; Streptophyta; Magnoliopsida; Santalales; Ximeniaceae
Product: U2 small nuclear ribonucleoprotein B''-like
Exons: 5
Coding region: 131-826 (231 amino acids)
Biological process (GO): mRNA splicing, via spliceosome
Cellular component (GO): U1 snRNP
Molecular function (GO): U1 snRNA binding
Source: RefSeq, a predicted model, not a curated record
AAGAUUUGCACUUAACACCUGCGUCAAAUCGUUAGGGCUCAGCGCCAGUUGGGUCCGAGAGAAAAGAGUACACCACCUCGUCCUCUUCCCUGUCUCCUGCUCUAGCUUGCUCGUGAGGCACCGAGCAACGAUGCUGUCCGCAGACAUACCUCCCAAUCAAACAAUCUACAUCAAAAAUCUCAACGAGAAGGUCAAGAAAGAAGAAUUGAAGAGAUCACUUUAUGCUUUGUUCUCUCAAUAUGGCAGAAUUUUGGAUGUUGUUGCAUUGAAGACACCGAAGCUUCGAGGACAAGCAUGGGUUGUGUUUAGUGAAGUAACAGCAGCCAGUGGUGCUGUGCGGCAGAUGCAAAACUUUCCUUUUUAUGAUAAACCUAUGCGGAUACAAUAUGCAAAAACAAAGUCAGAUUGUGUUGCUAAAGCAGAUGGAAGCUUUGUUCCAAGAGAGAAGAAAAAGAAGCAAGAAGAAAAAGCUGAAAGAAAACGGCGUGCUGAAGAGGCGCAUCAUGCUGCUACAGCAAAUGGUACCAGCACACAGAAUAAUGGGGCCCCAACUGGCUCUUUCCGUCCGGGUGCACAAGAAGCAGCUGCUGUCCCGAACAACAUACUCUUUGUACAGAAUUUGCCCCACCAGACUACAACUAUGAUGCUGCAAGUUUUAUUCCAACAAUACCCGGGUUUCAGAGAAGUCCGAAUGAUCGAAGCAAAGCCCGGGAUUGCUUUUGUAGAAUUUGAUGAUGAUGUGCAGUCCUCGAUGGCCAUGGACGCCCUCCAGGGUUUCAAGAUCACCCCUCACAAUCCCAUGUCCAUCUCUUAUGCCAAGAAGUGACCAAUCCUUCCUUCAUGCCAAAUGUUUUUUUGCUUCUUAUCGCCUUUGUAUUGCCCGGGAAAUGUAAUUGAAAGCCAUAACCAUGUAGAUUUUUCUGAGAGAACUAAUUGGGAAGCUGUUCUUGAUAAUUUAUUUGACUUCAGAUGAAGUAUUCAACCAGCUAAUUUGUUAAAA